UCUGUCUCUCCACCUCCGGUACAUCCCGUUUCGGUUCCCAUCACUGGUUUGGUUAUCUGCCUUCACAAAGGUAUAAAUUAUCCCAUAACAAAGACAAUGGUUAUCGAUUUCAUAAUUGGACGUUGAAUCUAUUUCAUAUGAUGGGAGUUGCUGGAGUGGAGUAUAGGUGCUGCUCUGCUAUGCGCUAUUCAUGGUGCUACCGUAUCAAAGACUUGAUUUGAAGAUGGACAAAGACCUCUCUCUCUCUCUCUCCGGCUCCACAACUUCCAUUAAAAAACCCUUAGCCCCUUGUUAAACUUAAAACCAUGGCUGGAAAAUUCAUCCUCCAAACCCUAGCUCCCUCUCUAACUUUAUACAGAAACCUUAUCGAUGCAUUUCGCUUUUGAAGUUAUUAUCAAACCUUUUCUCUUCAGUUUCCCUUGUAUUGAAACCCUAAAAAGAUGUUUUAUUCUCACUACAUUCUCGCCCGAAAGGGCCCUCUUGGAGCCGUAUGGAUGGCUGCGCAUCUCCAGCACAAGCUUCGCAAGUCUCAAGUUGCGGAGACCAACAUCUCUUCUUCUGUUGAUUCAAUCAUGUUGUCUGAAGUCCCCAUUGCACUAAGGUUAUCAGGGCACCUCCUACUGGGUGUUGUUCGGAUAUAUUCAAAGAAAGUUGACUAUCUUUACCAUGACUGCAAUGAGGCCUUAUCUAAAUUACGAAGUACCAUUGCCUCAAUACAUGUUGACCUUCCUGCAUAUGCAUCGUGUGCAGCAUUCAGCUCUGUCACUUUGCCUAACACAUUUCAACUUGAUGCUUUGGAUAUGGAUUACCACACAGCAGAGGCACCAGAUAAUCAUCUCAAACCUCAUGAUCAGAUCACUAUAUCAGAUCAGGUUCCUGGUGAAGGAAGUCCAUACACAAAAUUUUUUGUGAAUGAGGAUUUUCGAGGUAUGAGUUCCCAAUUUGGGUUCCAAGAUUUCGGGAUGACGAUAAUUGAAGAAGAUGUUCUUCGUCCUUCAAUAAAUACUAGUGUGGGCAUGGCUGGAAUUGAUCCUCAACAAAGUCUUGAAGAUACUAAUAAUAGAAUUUUGGAAGAUCAGUUUUUCCAUGAAACCCCAGAACUUCAGCGUGAUGUGGUCCAACCAUUGCCCUCCAACCCUGUAAUGAAUGACCUUGCUGGAUUUUCUGUACCACAAAAUAAACAUGUUGAUCAUGUCAUAGAUGAGGCAUAUGUGCCAGACAUAGUUGAAGCUCCUGUUCUUGAAGCCGGGCUAUUUCAUCCCGGUUCUGGUUUGGCUACAUUUUCAGGGGCAAAGAUACGUACACCAGAGAUUCUUCCAAGCCCUCCUUCAGGGGCCAAGAUACCAACACCAGAGAUUCUUCCAAGUGCUCCUUCAGAGGGCACAAUUAAGAUGGCUUCAAGUCCUCCUGUUCAGAACAUAAAUCGGAGAUCAAGGAAGAGGAAGCAGUUUGAUGAAGUCAUUGUAUUGUCUAAUGAGGACAUGAAAAUGCAACUGCAAGAUGCAAGCAAACUUGUGCGUAAACGUAAGAAAUGCCCAGUUUCAAUUCUAGAUGUUCGGGAGGCCUACAAGAGCUCUCACAUGGAUCAGAUUUUCCUUGAGCCCUCAAUACCUGACUUGUGCAUGCCUCUCCAAGAAGCAUUCAAAAAAGUGUUGCUUGCUCCCAAGGUUGCAGGGCCUUCUGUGGAGGAUCCACAAGGUCCCAAAAGAGUUCAAUCUCCUGAUGGCCCUUCUUCUAUACCAAAUGAAGAAAUUGAGGAGGCUUUUGUGGAGGAUCGACAAGAGAUCACAAGAGCUCCAUCGCCUGCUGGUCGAUCAACUAGGGCUGUGCCAAAUGAAGAAACUAGACAGGUUCCUAUUGAGGACCCACAAGAAGGCAUAAGAGCUCCAUCUUGUGCUCACACACCAUCUACUCCCAGUGAAGAAAUUGAUAGCUUCCCCCAACUGCCAUAUCCUUUUCCAAGAAUAGGGGACUCCACUUAUGAAAUUCCUCACACUGUGGGAUCAACGUUACCUAGCGGAAUGACUUUGGAAACUGAGAAUAUGGAGUGGGAACCUCCAUCUGCUGACCUGCUUGAAGCAUCAGCUGCUGAUCAAGAGGAGCAGCUACGUGUUAUUGAGACACCAGAGGACCUAAGCUUUUUGAAGGCAGAUGCUGGUCAAUCAGAGGGACCUAGAGAAGAUGGUGUGCAUACCUGGUCUGUGAGGACCAGGGCAGUUGCACAAUAUCUACAGAAAGCCUUUCAAUCCGAGAGUUCAAAAAGACCUUUAAGAAAUCUAAGCUUGAACAGAAUUAUUGAAGGAAGAACAAGAAAUGAGUGUGCCAAACUGUUCUUUGAAACUUUGGUUUUGAAGAGCAAUGCAUUUAUUGAAGUGCAACAAGAAGAACCUUAUGGUGAUAUAAACCUUUCAAUGGCUCCUAGACUGGCAAAGGGAAAGUUUUGAAUCCUUUGCCUUGUCAAUUAUGCAUAAUGACCCUCCAUAUCAGGGGCGUCACUAUUGAAAGCACAAUUAACCCCCAAGGGAGGGCGAGUAACACCCAAAAUGAUGUGGUUAGGGAGCAGCAGUGAUUAGCCUUUGAAUUGACAAUCAAUUACAUAUGCUUUUGAUAUCUACAACCUUAAG
This is a messenger RNA of Amborella trichopoda, 2624 nucleotides long. It is a transcript of the gene SYN3, whose product is annotated as Rad21/Rec8-like family protein. The record is from RefSeq and is a predicted model, not a curated record. Gene Ontology annotation, biological process: replication-born double-strand break repair via sister chromatid exchange; sister chromatid cohesion. Gene Ontology annotation, cellular component: cohesin complex. Gene Ontology annotation, molecular function: chromatin binding; protein binding. NCBI's taxonomy places the organism in Eukaryota, Viridiplantae, Streptophyta, Magnoliopsida, Amborellales, Amborellaceae.